UUGACGCUGGCAGAGAGGCAGGAGCGGGAGAGUGGAGGGGAGAAGGAGCAGGUACAGGUGUAUGUGUCUGUCUGUUUAUGAAUGUGGGGGAGACAGGAAGGGCUGCCGGCGUGAAGAAGAGACGGAGAGGGGUGAAAGGAGAAAAAAGGAGCCGAGAGAAGGGCGGGAGAGCCGGGAAGGAAGCAGGAGUCAGAGGAGAGGGAAUGAUGUCGGAGAGGAUCUCUUCGUGUGGGAGCCUGUAUGACAGCACCAACCUGCUGCUACAGUACUGCAACAACGAUGACACGGUGUCAGCGGGCAGUAACCUGGACAUGGAGGACCGGGUGUCCCACCUGGAGCAGAAGCUGCAGCUGCAGGAGGACGAGAUCCAGCUGCUGAAGGCCGCUCUGGCCGACGCCCUGCGCAGGUUGGGCUGCUGUGAGGAGCAGAGCCUGGGUCAGCCGCCGGGGGGCCACGCUGCUGGGAGGAGACCCCUGCCCACCACAGCAACAGCACAUACCACCAAGGGUAAGAAAGUGCGUCAGCUCCUGCAGGCUCUUCCCUCCAGACCUCUGAAUAACGGCUACGUUCAACAGAAGCGCCUCCUCUCCUCCCCCUCCUCUCCUAAGAAGGAGGUGCUACAGUCCAUCAAGAGGAAGAGUAUGUCCACCGAGCGUCUCACUAUGGUGAGGAGAGAGAUGGGGGUGGAGAGUCGGAGUCGGACCACCUCCUCCAGCAGCUCCUCCGGAGGCAAAGGCAAAACCAAAGAAUGCUCCUUUAAUGCAGAGGACGGCUAUGUGAGGAUGUUCCUCCGAGGCCGCCCCGUCACCAUGCACCUCCCUGACCAGCAGAGGGAGAGCUACAGCCUGGACCACAAGGGGGCACUGCCUGACCGCAAGCUCAAACUGCAGUGGGUGUACGGCUACAGAGGUCGUGACUGCCGCUCCAACCUCUACCUGCUGCCCACCGGAGAGAUCGUGUACUUCAACGCCUCCGUGGUGGUGCUGUACAACACGGAGGAGCAGCAGCAGAGGCACUACCUGGGCCACAACGACGACGUCAAGUGCCUGAGUGUGCAUCCUGACAUGGUUACCAUAGCAACGGGGCAAGUGGCUGGAAACUCUAAAGAUGGAAAGCUGCUGGCUCCUCACGUGCGUGUGUGGGACUCUGUGAGCCUCAACACGCUGCAUGUAAUCGGGAUGGGUGUGUUCGACAGAGCCGUCAGCUGCGUGGCUUUCUCCAAGUCGAACGGCGGCUCCUUCCUCUGCGCUGCGGACGACGCCAACGACCACGUCCUGAGUGUGUGGAACUGGCAGAAGGAGAAGCAACUGGCUGAUGUUAAGUGCUCCAAUGACUCUGUCCUGGCCACUGUGUUUCAUCCAAUGGAUGCCAACCUGAUUGUCACCUGUGGAAAAUCUCACAUCAACUUCUGGACCAUGGAGGGCAACACUCUGACCAAGAGACAGGGCCUGUUCGAGAAACAUGAGAAGCCAAAGUACGUGUUGUGUGUGGCGUUCGCUGAGAACGGAGACGCCAUCACAGGAGACUCCAGUGGGAACAUCUACGUCUGGGCCAAAGGUGGCUACCGCAUCAGCCAGGUGGUGUCGGGGGCCCACGAGGGCGGGAUCUUCUCUGUCUGUGUCCUGAAGGACGGCACCAUGUUGUCCGGGGGGGGGAAGGACCGCAAAGUGGUGCUGUGGGACCACGACUACAAGAAGCAGGCCGACAUGGAGGUGGGCGAGUCUCUGGGUCCUGUGCGGGCUCUGGCUGAGGGUAAACCUGGAGAACUCUUCGUAGGAACCACAAAGAACGCUAUCAUCAGAGCCGCCUUCCCUGAUACACUGACUCCUAUUGUACAGGGUCACACGGACGAGCUGUGGGGUCUGGACGUCCACCCCUCCAUGGAGCAGUUUGUAACCUGCUCUCAGGACAAACAGGUUCACCUCUGGGACACCAACUCCCAUCAGCCCCUCUGGAGCAAGACCAUCGAGGAUCCAGGGAGGUCUGCAGGGUUCCAUCCCAGCGGGGCGGUUCUGGCUGUGGGAACCAUGACUGGAAGGUGGUUGGUGCUGGACACUGACACCCGGGAUCUUGUUUCUAUGCACACAGACGGCAAUGAGAUCAUUUCCAACAUCAAGUACUCUCCAGACGGUAACUUCCUGGCUGUCGCAUCACAUGACAACUUUGUUUACAUCUACGCUGUGACAGAGAAUGGCCGCAAGUACAGCCGUGUUGGGAAAUGCACUGGUCACUCCAGCUUCGUCACCCACCUGGACUGGUCCUCAGACAGCCAGUUCAUCGUCACCAACUCAGGAGACUACGAGACCCUCUUCUGGGAGGCAUCCAGUGGUAAACAUGUGACCAGCAUGGACACGAUGCGUAACCAGGAGUGGGCGUCCUCCACCUGCACCCUGAGCUUCAACACCUUCGGGAUCUGGCCGGAUGGAGCAGACGGCACUGACAUUAACGCCGUGUGCAGGUCACAUGACGGAUCCCUGCUGGCUUCUGCCGACGACUUUGGCAAAGUGCACUUGUUCUCCUUCCCAUGCUCCCAACCAAGGGCUCCGAGCCACGAGUACGGGGGCCACAGCAGUCACGUGACCAACAUUGCCUUCCUGCACGACGACAGUCACCUGAUCUCCACUGGAGGGAAAGACACCAGCAUCCUGCAGUGGGGGGUGUAGGCGGGGCUUCAUGCCCCCCCCUCCCCCCCCCCCAACAGGCUUGGUCCAGCAUCCUCUCUGUCCUGUCUAACAGAAUGUGUCCCACAGCUGUACCCCAGGAUGAGAUCAUGAGUAUCAUUGUAAUAAAUGGAAUAUUAUUUAGUGUUUGUGAUAGAAUGUAGAGACUUGUUGCCAUGCAGGAACUGUGUCCACCCCCCUCACCUGGGCUUUAGCAUUAGCACUACUGUGCCUAACUGUAUUUAUCUUACAUCCCUUUAAUGGGAAAUCCACCUGUUUUAAAGGAAAAGUGACUUUUUGCUCUUUAAUAACAAAUCAUGUAUACUUUACAGUUUUACAAACUCUCGUAAAUGCUACACUGUUAUAUUUUGGGCUACAUAUAUAUAUAUAUAUAUAUAUAUAUAUAUAACCGGGUUUAAUAUUAAGGUACUUGUUUCUAAAAUUCCAAGAAGCUAUUGGUUUCCAUUAAGUAUGAAAAGUACAGACUGUUAAAACAUUUCAGAUCAGUCCCCAACAUCCCCAACCAGCGACAAUGUACGAUUGACAAAAAUAAUACAGAUCCAUGUUGACUAAUUUAUUUCUCACCUAAAAUAUUUUCAAAUAGGUUUUUACAUGCACUCAAGAAAAUAGAAACUCACAGAUAAAUAUAAAACAGCAGCUUGGUUUGCACAUGUCUUUCAAAAGUGUACAAAAUGUGAUAUAUUAGGGUUAAAACAUGUAGUAUCACAUUACCCUUUAAGAAUUCAUGUAUUUCUGCCCCCAGGCGAGCGUAAUAGAUUAUUGUGAUAAUGCAACACUCUUCUUUGUGCUCCAAAUCAUGGAGAUACAUUUUCAGACCUGUGAUCAACUCGCAGAGAUGUAGUCAAAUGAUUGUUAUAUUUUGAAGUCGGUGUAUAAUUGGCUUCAAGAAAGAGUGAUGCAUGUUUGUAAAGAAUAACUGACCUGUCCUGGGGCAAAGGAAGAUUGUAUUACAAUUCCUAAAAUAGGUGGCAUUUCCCUUUAAAUACUAAUAUAACCUCAUUGCCUUGUUAUCUAACACUUUCCAUCCUUCAGCCUGAUUCAAAACUCUUGUUCGCAGAUUGUAAGUAUUACAGAUUGCUGAUGCAGAAUGUAAAUGUUACAAAGUGGCUGCCCCCCCUUUUCUGAUUGUACUACUGCUGUAGCUUUCACUAGAUGGCGCUACAACACAAGAGAAGAGCAUGACUGAUGUCCUCCUACUGUAGAAGCUGUUGAUGUAAAGGUCUAUAGAGUACAUUUAUAUAUUAUGCAUUAUAUCCGAGUGGCUGUGUUAUUUGAAUAUUUAACCGUUACGAUGAUGGAUGUUAUUAAUAUUAUUCUAGUGGCACUUUUAGCGGUGGACAGAAGGGUAAUGUAGGCUGCUGUGCUGUUGAAGUGAGCUUACGCUGUGCUUUGCCUUCUUCUGUUUUGUUAAUAAAGUUUUUACCCGAGCAAUACAGA
Gymnodraco acuticeps is the source of this 4118-nucleotide messenger RNA. It is a transcript of the gene eml2, whose product is annotated as EMAP like 2. The transcript is spliced from 22 exons. Gene Ontology annotation, cellular component: mitotic spindle. Lineage: Eukaryota; Metazoa; Chordata; Actinopteri; Perciformes; Bathydraconidae. The coding region runs from base 78 to 2663 and encodes 861 amino acids. Gene Ontology annotation, biological process: microtubule cytoskeleton organization. Gene Ontology annotation, molecular function: microtubule binding. The record is from RefSeq and is a predicted model, not a curated record.